Molecule: messenger RNA, 12623 nt
Organism: Octopus bimaculoides (California two-spot octopus)
Lineage: Eukaryota; Metazoa; Mollusca; Cephalopoda; Octopoda; Octopodidae
Product: dynein beta chain, ciliary
Biological process (GO): telomere maintenance; microtubule-based movement; DNA repair
Cellular component (GO): dynein complex
Molecular function (GO): dynein light intermediate chain binding; dynein intermediate chain binding; minus-end-directed microtubule motor activity
Source: RefSeq, a predicted model, not a curated record
CAGGCUUAAAUGAAGCUGAAGUGAUCAAUAAUUUCUUGUCCUCGCUACGAGUGAUAUAUGAUGAAAUGGCAGUAGAAAGUUGGACUGAUUUAGACAACCAUUUCUACCCUCUCUUUGAAACCAUCUCUACAAUCUGGGCUGAAUCAAAAUUUUACAGCACUUCCUAUCGGAUGAAAGUUCUCUUGAAAGAAACAUGCAACCUGAUCAUUAAUUUGGCAAGAAGUUACCUGGAACCAACUGAGUUGUUUAAAGGAGAGGCUGAUGAAGAUAUGUGGAAAGUGGUUGACACAGAAAAGAUUUUAAGAAGUUUUAAGGAAGCAUAUCUGUAUGCUGAAGAGUUGGUGCCAACGUAUUUUCCAGAAGACAAAGAACCUGAUUUGUGGCAGUUCAGUUCAGAUGAAGUCUUUGAAAAAUUAGACAAAUUUUUCCACAGGAUCCUGUUAUUGAAGAAACUUUUGGAAACAUUCACUGAAUUCAAUAAACUUGAAAAAAUUGUUAUAGGUGGUCUUAAUGGCAAGAGCCUUACAAAGCAAGUUGAAGACAUUUUUACAGAAUUCAAGAUUGAGUACAAAGUAUUCCAGGAUAAGAAUUAUGAUACCUCGGAUUGGAAUGAUCAGGAAUUUAUGGAUGACUAUAAUGCAUUCCGGAAAAAAAUUUCUGAAUUUGAUCAUCGCCUUGCAACAAUUAUUUGCAGAGCCUUUGAUGAAUGUGGUGAACUUGAUGCAUAUUUCAAGAUUAUAGAAAUGAUGAUUAAUCUCUUGGAACGGCCUUUGAUUAAGAAUUUAUUUGAUUGUAAAUACAAAUCAAUAACUGAAUUUAUGAAUAAAGAACUUGAUACCCUGGACAUCAUGUACAAAAAGCAAAUGAAGUACUACAAUGGAAAACAAGGAAUUAUCCUCCCAAAGUUUAUGCCAAAAGUAUCUGGAAGUUUAAAAUGGGCUGAACAGAUGAAGAGAAGGAUAACAUACUUCAUAGCUAAGUUUAAAAGUCUUCAUCACAACUGUGUUGAAAAUGAAGAGGCAAAAGUUAUUUAUGAAAGAUAUGAAAACAUGAUAAGCCGGCUAACUGCAUUUGAAAAACAGUGCUUUGAGAAAUGGGCAAGCAAUGUUGAUAAAAUCUGUGAAUUCAACCUGGAACAGCCUUUAAUAACAAGAGAUUAUACAAACAAGUUAGUUGCAGUUAACUUUGACCUGGAGCUUACUGCUGUCCUAAAAGAGGUGAAAUACAUGGAGAUUAGAGGUAUUUCAAAUAUCCCUGACAGCAGCAAUGAAUUAUAUGCCAGAAGAGAUGAUUUCUAUCGGUAUGUAACAAACCUUGACCAAACGGUAUUUUGGUACAAUGAUAUUCGUACAUCAGCCCUUACUGUGGAAUUUCCUCUUAUUGUCAACCAACUUGGCAUAAUUGAUGAGCAGCUUCAUCAAGCUGAAAAGCAAAUGAACUGGAAUAGUGAAGGUAUCUGGGAGUAUAUAGAAGAAACAAAGAAUACAAUUUAUAAGUUAUACAUUAGCCUCAAAAUGUCAAAGGAAAAUGUACAAACAAUUGAAGUAUUGAUGUCCACAUGGAAUAAGCUACCAUUGUUUGAACGUAAAGAUGAGAAAAAUGGACUCUUGCUCAAUUUGGAUGACAGAAUAGAUCGUCUAGCAAAGCGCUCAGCAGAAAUUACUAAAAAUGGGCAACUAAUUCAUGAACUUGUACAGAAAAAUAUAGAAAACUUUCAAGCAGAUCCUGAUUCAGUUGAGUGGAAAGCAUAUGUUGACUAUGUUGAUCAGAAAGUUGCUGUGGGAUUUUUUGCCCUCAUUGGGACAAGUCUCAAUUUUUUUCUGAAUAACACAGACCCUCUAGAAACAACUGAUCCACUAUUUGAAGUGAAACUGGAGCUAAAUAUUCCCGAAAUGCAGUUUUCUCCGUCACUGAAUAUUCAAAACCCAGAUGGAUUCUGGGACCUUGUUGAAGGACUCAUGGAUGAUAUAUACUCACAAGCAUCAGGCAUACAACGGCUUGCAAAGCAUAAUAAUGUACAUAAUUAUGAGCCUGAUCUUGAAAUAAAUGAUGAAAUAGCUACAAUGAGAGAAACUGUUAUGGCAAGAGUUGAUAGUGUGAUAAACCAAGCUAUGGAAUACAGUAAUACAUUUGAGAAAUAUUCAUAUUUGUGGAAAAGAGAUAGGAGUGAAUUUAUGCAACAAUUCCUUCUUUAUGGUGAAGUCUUAAUUGCACAAGCUACUAAGACUGUAAUUGAGCAAGAUGCACCUAAAAAACCCCCAACACUUCAACAUUUUAAAGAACAGAUUGAUACAUUUGAACUGGUUUAUGAAGAGGCUAAAGGUAUAAAAAAGAUCAUGAUUUUUGACAAUUGGUUCCGUGUAGAUAUACGACCGUUCAAGUAUGGCUUACUUAACAUCAUUAAGAAGUGGAGUUUUAUGUUUAAACAAUAUUUGAUUGACCAUGUGAUAAAUAGUCUAAAUGAACUUGAAGAAUUUAUUGAGGUUGCUGAUGAAGGCUUGGGUAAAACUGUUGAAGAGGGUGACUAUGACCAGUUAGUGGCAGUUAUGGAACAACUGAAUGCUGUCCAUAAACGACAAGAUGAUACUGACAUGAUGUUUGAACCUUUGAAGGAAACAAUAGAGCUACUGAAGACCUAUGAUCAGGAAAUGCCUGAAAGUGUUCAUCAACAAAUUGAGAAACUUCCUGAUAAAUGGAACAACACCAAGAAGACUGCUAUCACUGUCAAACAGUAUGUAGCUCCUUUACAAGCUGCGGAAGUCAAUAAUGUUCGUAAGAAGACUGCAAUAUUUGAUGCUAAGCAAAUAAAAUAUCGGGAAUCCUUCUGCACUUUGGAACCAUUUUACUAUAAAUGUGAAAAUGCUUAUGAUAUACUGGAUGCUACUCAUGUGGAAAUAUACACUAUGGAAAAAGAAAUGGAAAGUCUUCAGAUAUCUGCUGCUCUAUUUGAAGUAAACAUUCCCGACUUCAAACAACUGAAGCAAUGCCGCAGGGAUCUACGUUUGCUGAAGCAUCUUUGGGAUUAUAUUGAAAUUGUGUGUUCCUGUAUUUCAGAGUGGAAAUGUACACUGUGGGUAGACAUUAAUGUUGACCAUAUGGACAUGGCUUGUAAGAUAUUUGCAAAGGACAUCAGGAUGAUGGAUAAAGAAUUGCGAACAUGGGAUGUUUAUUCAGGAGUAGAAAGUAAUGUGAAGAAUGUAAUAACAUCACUUCGUGCCAUUGGAGAUUUACAGAGCCCAGCUAUUCGUGAUCGUCACUGGCAACAGUUGAUGACAGCUACAAAGGUUAACAUCACAAUGAAUGAAACAACUACAUUAGCAGAUCUUAUGUCUUUACAUCUACAUAACUUCGAAGAUGAAGUUAAAAACAUUGUAGAUAAAGCUGGCAAAGAAACUACUAUGGAAAAAUUUCUUAAAGAUAUUAAUGAAACUUGGUCAGUUCAAGAAUUUGAGCAUGUAAAACAUUCUAGAACUGGUCUUACCUUAUUGCAUACUAGUGAAGAACUAAUAGAAAUAUUGGAAGAAAAUCAGGCUCAGUUGCAGAAUAUGUUAACUUCAAAAUAUAUUGAUUUCUUCCAAACUGAAGUAUCAAACUGGCAGAAGAAAUUAUCAAACACUGAUCAAAUAAUUCACAUUUGGAUGGAAGUGCAGCGAACCUGGUCUCAUCUUGAGAGCAUCUUUACGGAAUCUGAAGAUAUUCGUCGCCAAUUACCAGAGGAUUGUGAAAGAUUUGAUAGAAUUAAUGUUGAUUUUAAGCAAAUGGUUUCUGAAGUUGAGGUUACCAAAAAUGUAAUCCAAGCAAUAGAUCAGCCAAAUUUAUAUCAACGCUUAGAAUCAAUACAGAAAGAAUUGGUGAAGUGUGAAAAAGCUUUAGCAGAAUAUUUGGAGACAAAACGCUUAGCUUUCCCUCGCUUUUAUUUCGUCUCAUCCAGUGACCUUCUUGAUAUUUUAUCUAGUGGAAAUGAUCCACUUGCAGUUUGUGUUCACCUUGUAAAACUCUUUGAUAGUCUUGCUAAAUUAGAAUUUGAACCAAACACCAAAUGGGCAAAAACUAUGUUUAGCAAAGAUGGAGAAAAGAUAGAACUUAGUAAAUUGUGUGACUGCUCUGGACAGGUUGAAAUCUGGCUGAAUAAUGUGUUAGAUCACAUGAGAAAUACAGUACGAUUUCAGAUGACUAUUGCUGUGGCUGAAUAUGAAGAGAAACCUCGAGAGAGUUGGAUUUUUGACUUCCCAGCUCAAGUUGCUUUGUGUGGAACGCAGAUCUGGUGGACCAGUGAUGUUAACAUGGCAUUUGUUCGACUUGAAGAAGGUUAUGAAAAUGCUAUGAAAGACUAUUUUAAGAAGCAGGUCAACCAACUUAAUGCUUUGAUCAAUAUGUUAGUUGGAGAACUAAGCAAAGGGGAUCGUCAGAAAAUAAUGACUAUAUGCACUAUUGAUGUACAUGCACGUGAUGUGGUUGCAAAACUAAUUACUGCAAAAAUAGACAGUUCACAGGCAUUUACUUGGCUGUCACAACUACGACACCGCUGGGGUGAGAAAGAAAAAGACUGCUUUGCCAAUAUUUGUGAUGCUCAGUUUCGGUAUGGUCAUGAAUAUUUAGGAAAUACUCCUCGACUCGUUAUAACUCCACUGACUGAUCGAUGUUACAUAACAUUAACUCAGUCUCUUCACCUUAUCAUGAGUGGUGCCCCUGCUGGUCCAGCUGGUACUGGUAAGACAGAAACAACUAAAGAUUUAGGAAGAGCAUUAGGAAUCAUGGUAUAUGUUUUCAACUGCUCUGAGCAAAUGGACUAUAAGUCAGUGGGAAAUAUCUACAAAGGAUUGGCACAGUCUGGUGCAUGGGGCUGUUUUGAUGAAUUUAAUCGAAUCUCUGUGGAAGUUUUGUCAGUAGUAGCUGUGCAAGUCAAGACUAUCCAGGAUGCCAUCAAAGAUAAGAAGAAAGAGUUUAAUUUCAUGGGAGAAAAGAUCAAAAUCACUCAUUCUGUUGGAAUCUUCAUUACAAUGAAUCCAGGAUAUGCUGGACGAACUGAACUACCUGAAAACCUCAAAGCCUUAUUCAGACCUUGUGCUAUGGUGGUGCCAGAUUUUGAACUGAUUUGUGAAAUCAUGUUAGUAGCUGAAGGUUUCCUUGAUGCACGCCUUUUAGCGAGAAAGUUUAUAACAUUAUAUAGCCUUUGUAAGGAACUUCUCUCAAAACAGGAUCAUUAUGAUUGGGGACUGAGGGCUAUCAAAUCUGUUUUGGUAGUUGCAGGAUCUUUAAAAAGAAAUGACCGCACUCGACCAGAAGAUCAAGUACUGAUGAGAGCAUUACGAGAUUUCAACAUCCCUAAAAUUGUGACUGAUGAUUAUCCAGUUUUCAUGGGACUUAUAAGUGAUCUCUUCCCUUCCUUGGAUGUACCGCGGAAACGUAACAUUGAAUUUGAGAAGAAUAUAAAACAGGCUAUAUUAGAUCAGAAAUUGCAACCAGAAGAAAGCUUUGUUCUUAAAGUGGUUCAACUUCAAGAACUAUUUGAUGUCAGGCAUUCUGUAUUUAUUAUUGGGAAACCUGGGACUGGCAAAAGUAAAGUCUGGAAUAGUCUGCUGCAGACAAAUCGCAAUCAGCAGUUAAAACCUAUAGCCAUAGAUUUAGAUCCAAAAGCAGUAACGAAUGAUGAACUCUUUGGUGUCAUUAACCCAGCAACACGAGAAUGGAAAGAUGGACUUUUUUCUGUGAUCAUGCGAGAUUUAGCUACAAUGUCAGGAACAGGACCCAAAUGGAUUAUUUUGGAUGGAGACAUUGAUCCCAUGUGGAUAGAAUCUCUAAAUACAGUUAUGGAUGACAAUAAAAUUCUCACUCUGGCCAGUAAUGAAAGAAUUCCACUGACUCCAUCUAUGCGUCUACUGUUUGAAAUUAGUCAUCUGAAAACAGCAACACCUGCAACAGUUUCCAGGGCAGGAAUCCUUUAUAUUAACCCUCAGGAUCUUGGCUGGAAUCCCUAUGUUCAAAGUUGGGUUGAUGCUAGAGAAAUACAAUCAGAGAAAGCCAUUUUGACAAUACUUUUUGAUAAAUAUAUACCUCCUUGCUUGGAUAUUUUGCGAAUUCGUUUUAAAAAAAUUAUUCCAAUCACAGAAUUUAGUCAUGUGCAAAUGCUGUGCUAUUUACUGGAAUGCUUAAUCACACCAGAAAAUGUACCACCAGAUUCAACCAAAGAAGUCUAUGAGUAUUAUUUUGUGUUUGCAUGUAUAUGGGCUUUUGGAAGUACCAUGUUUCGUGACCAGCUUGUGGACUAUAGGAAUGAAUUUUCAAAGUGGUGGAUAACAGAAUUCAAAUCAAUAAAGUUUCCUGGUCAAGGUACUGUGUUUGAUUACUACAUUGAUUCAGAGACAAAAAAAUUUGAGCACUGGUCUAAGAAAGUGAAUCCAUUUGAGUUUGAUCCAGAUAUUCCUCUCAAGUCUACAUUGGUGCCAAUAACUGAAACUACAUGUAUUCGAUACUUCUUGGAUAUUCUCAUUACUGCCAAACGACCUGUGAUGCUUGUUGGUACAGCUGGAAGUGGUAAAUCUGUCCUCAUGCAGGAUAAACUGAUAUCAUUACCAGAAGCCUACAUGACUAUCAAUGUACCUUUUAAUUUCUAUACAACAUCUCAGUUGCUGCAGGAUAUCCUGGAAAAACCUUUAGAGAAGAAAGCUGGUCGUAAUUAUGGACCUAUUGGCAAUAAGCAACUUAUUUAUUUUGUGGAUGACAUGAACAUGCCUGAGGUUGAUCAGUAUUUUACAGUCCAACCACAUACAAUAUUGAGACAGCAUUUAGAUUACAGCCACUGGUAUGAUCGAGUCAAACUGAGUUUGAAGGACAUACACAAUACCCAGUAUGUUGCUUGCAUGAAUCCAACAGCAGGUAGCUUCACAAUAGAUGCCAGAUUGCAGAGACACUUCUGUGUAUUUGCUAUCAGUUUCCCAUGUGAAGACUCACUGAAAACAAUCUACAGCAGUAUAUUAAGUCAGCAUUUAAGUUUUGGAGAAUUUUUACCAGUUGUUCAGAAAUUCUCACAAAAUAUUGUGAUAGGAAGCUUGGUCUUGCAUAGCAGAGUUGCAUCUCACUUCUUGCCUACGGCCAUCAAGUUCCACUAUAUUUUCAACUUAAGAGAUCUUUCAAAUAUAUUUCAGGGUAUUUUGUUCUCUUCCAAAAAUUGCUGUAAUACCCCUGCUGAAUUGGUUCGACUUUGGGUGCAUGAAACUCAAAGAGUUUACUGUGACAAGCUUGUAAAUGAACAUGACAUUGAGCAUUUCUUGAAAGUUCAGAAAGAUGUCAUUACAAAAUGCUUCGAGGACUGUGAUGCAGCUGCACUAAUGGCGAACCCUCUAAUAUUUAGUCAUUUUGCUACUGGAAUUGGUGAACCAAAAUACAUGCCUGUUUCUGACUGGUCUAGCUUACGAAAAAUCUUGAAUGAUGCCCUGGCUAAUUACAAUGAAUUGAAUGCUGCUAUGAAUCUGGUACUGUUUGAAGAUGCCAUGAUACAUGUCUGUCGAAUCAAUCGUAUCCUUGAGAUGCCACAGGGCAAUGCUUUGCUUAUUGGAGUUGGUGGUAGUGGAAAACAGAGCUUGUCAAAACUGGCUUCUUUCAUCAGUAAUUUAGAAGUGUUUCAGAUCACUUUAAGAAAAGGCUACUCUCAUGCAGACCUAAAAGUUGAUCUGAACCAACUGUAUAUCAAAGCUAGUCUGAAAAAUCUUGGCAUUGUCUUUCUAAUGACUGAUGCUCAAGUGGCUGAUGAAAUAUUUCUUGUUCUUAUCAAUGAUUUACUGACUUCUGGUGAGAUCUUGAAUUUAUUUUCUGAUGAUGAACUUGAAAUUAUUAUAAAUGCAAUGCGACCCGAAGUAAAGGGUAUGGGCAUGGAAGAUUCCAGAGAGAAUUGUUGGAGAUACUUUAUUGAUAAAGUACGGAGAAACUUGAAGGUUGUUUUGUGUUUCUCACCUGUUGGUGCUACUCUUCGAGUGAGAAGUCGGAAAUUUCCUGCAAUUACAAAUUGUACUAGCAUCAACUGGUUCCAUGAAUGGCCACAAGAAGCUUUGAUUUCUGUCAGCCAAAGAUUCCUCCAAGAAGCCAAUUUAUUAAGUGAAGAAAAAUGUCAAUCUGUUUCUAACUUUUUAGCUUAUGCUCACAAAACUGUAAAUGACAUAAGUGUUUUAUAUCUGCAAAAUGAAAGACGUUAUAACUACACAACUCCUAAAAGUUUCUUGGAACAAAUUAAACUCUAUGUAAAUCUUCUGAGAGAAAAGAGCCUCAAUCUGCAGGCACAAAUUAUUAGGUUAGAAAAUGGAUUAGAAAAGCUGAAUGAGACUUCAUCACAGGUUGAUGAUUUAAAGGCCAAAUUAGCUGAGCAAGAAAUUGAACUUGCUGAGAAAAAUGAAGAUGCAAAUAAACUGAUUGCCAUCGUUGGUGCAGAGACUGAGAAAGUUGCUCAAGAAAAAGCUAUUGCUGAUGAAGAAGCUAUAAAAGUACAGAUAAUUAAUGAAGAAGUGUCACAAAAAGCUAAAGAUUGUUCUGAUGAUCUUGCUAAAGCUGAACCAGCUCUUCAAGCUGCAAUGGAGGCUCUUGACACUCUCAAUAAAAAAAAUCUCACAGAAAUGAAGUCUUUUGGCUCACCUCCAGCAGCAGUUAUAAAUGUUGCUUCUGCUGUGAUGGUCCUGUUAGCUCCUGAUGGAAGGAUACCUGCAGAUAGAAGUUGGAAGGCAGCCAAGGCUACUGUGAUGAGUAAGGUGGAUAGCUUCCUGACUAAUCUGAAAGAAUAUAACAAGGAAAAUAUCCAUGAGAAUUGCCGUAAAGCCAUUCAGCCAUACCUUAAUGACAAAGAUUUCAAUCCUGAAUUUAUUCAUGCUAAAUCCACUGCAGCAGCUGGUCUUUGUGCAUGGGUAAUAAACAUCAUGAAAUUCUAUGAAGUAUUCUGUGAAGUAGAGCCCAAAAGAAUUGCUUUGAAUGUAGCAAAUGCUGAGUUGGCUGCAGCUCAGGAAAAGUUAGCCUUUCUUCAAGCAAAGCUUGUUCAAUUAGAACUGUCUUUAGCCAUUCUAACAGCUAAAUUCCAAAAGGCAACUGAUGCUAAACUAAAAUGCCAAGCUGAGGCUGAUGCUACUAAUAAUACUAUUGUACUGGCAAACCGUUUAGUAGGUGGAUUAGCUUCUGAAAAUGUCCGCUGGGCAGAAUCAAUCAAUAUUCUAAAAGAGCAGGAGAAAACUUUGCCAGGUGAUAUACUCCUUGUAUCAUCUUUUGUAUCAUACCUUGGUUGCUUCACCAAAUCAUAUCGCAUUGAACUCCUUGAAAAAACUUGGAUGACAGCUUUAGGAAAUAAUAAAGAUAUCAUUCCAAUAUCCAGUGAAUUUGAACCUCUGUCUUUGCUGAUAGAUGACACAAUUAUUGCUAAGUGGAACAAUGACUGGCUACCAAGUGACAAGAUGUCUAUUGAGAAUGCCACUAUACUAACAACUUGUGAACGAUGGCCCCUUGUCAUAGAUCCACAGUUGCAAGGAAUAAAAUGGAUCAAACAAAACUUUGCUGCAAACCUAAAGACAGUUCGUAUUGGUCAAAAGGGUUACAUGGAUGUGAUAGAAGCUGCUGUUUCAAGUGGAGAUACUGUCCUGAUUGAAAAUAUUGGAGAGUCCAUUGACCCAAUUCUAAACCCUUUACUUGGAAGAAAUACAAUUAAAAAGGGUACUGCAAUCAAAAUUGGAGAGAAAGAAGUGCCAUACAAUCAGUCUUUCCAGUUGAUCUUGCACACAAAAUUGGCAAAUCCUCAUUAUCAGCCAGAGAUACAAGCAGAAACAACGCUGAUUAACUUCUCUGUCACACGUGAUGGUCUUGAAGAACAGUUACUAGCUGCUGUAGUAAGUAAAGAACGACCUGACUUGGAGCAACUGAAAUCCAGCCUUACUCGCCAACAGAAUGAAUUUAAAAUAACUCUGAAGCAACUUGAAGAUUUCCUAUUAGCCCGACUGUCUGCUGCAGAGGGAAAUUUCCUUGGAGACUAUACUCUUGUUGAGAAUUUAGAGACAACAAAGUCCACUGCAGCUGAGAUUGAAACAAAAGUUGCUGAAGCAAAGAUUACUGAGAAAGAAAUCAAUGAUGCCAGAGAGAAUUACAGACCAGCAGCCUGCAGAGCAUCUUUGAUUUACUUUCUCUUGGGUGAUCUCAAUAAAAUUCAUCCUAUGUACCAGUUUUCUCUGAAGGCAUUCAGUACAGUAUUUGAAAAGGCUAUAGAACAAGCUGAGCUCGCUGAAGAUGUUUCUGGACGAGUUGUAAACCUGAUAGAUAAGAUAACAUAUUCUGUGUAUCAAUACACCACAAGGGGAUUGUUUGAAAGAGACAAGUUGAUUUUCACUUCCCAAUUAACUUUCCAGAUUCUCUUACUAAAGAAUGACCUUAAUGCAAAGGAACUGGACUUUUUGUUGCGCUUUCCUUUUAUUCCAAACCUAAUCUCUCCUGUGAAUUUUAUCAGCCAUACCGGAUGGGGAGGUAUCAAGGCUCUGAUUGAAUUUGAAGAUUUUCAUAAUCUAGAUAAAGAUAUAGAAGGUUCAGCAAAACGGUGGAAGAAAUUCAUUGAAAGUGAAUGUCCAGAGAAAGAGAAAUUUCCUCAAGAAUGGAAAAAUAAAACUUCACUCCAAAAAUUGUGUAUAAUGAGAUCUCUGAGACCUGAUAGAAUGACUUAUGCCAUGAGGAAUUUUAUUGAAGAGAAAAUGGGAGUUCAGUAUGUUGAAGGAAAACAAGUUGAUUUUUCUAUUUCAUAUGAAGAAUCAGGACCUUCUAUUCCUAUAUUCUUCAUUUUGUCACCUGGUGUUGAUCCAUUGAAAGAUGUUGAAGCUUUGGGGAAAAAACUCAAGUUCUCAAUUGCUAACAAAAACUUCCAUAAUAUUUCACUUGGACAAGGACAAGAAGUAGUAGCCGAACAAGCUAUGGAUUUUUCAGCCAAAGAAGGUCACUGGGUCAUAUUACAAAAUGUUCACUUGGUUGCUAAAUGGUUGUCACAGUUCGAAAAAAAAUUGGAACAGUAUAGUCUUGACAGUCAUGAUAACUACCGGGUGUUUAUCAGUGCUGAACCCGCAGCAUCUGCUGACACUCACAUUAUUCCUCAUGGCAUACUGGAAUCUGCUAUCAAAAUUAUUAAUGAGCCACCCUCAGGAAUGCAAGCCAACCUCCAUAAAGCUCUCAACAACUUUACUCAGGAGACCCUUGAAAUGUGUGCCCGGGAAACUGAAUUUAAAAGCAUUCUCUUCGUCCUCUGUUAUUUUCAUGCUGUUGUUCAAGAAAGAAGGAAGUUUGGACCUCAAGGCUGGAACAGAUCUUAUCCAUUUAAUGUUGGUGACCUGACAAUCAGUGUCAAUGUGCUUUAUAACUAUCUUGAGGCCAACAAUAAAGUCCCCUGGGAAGAUCUUCGUUAUCUUUUUGGAGAGAUUAUGUAUGGUGGCCACAUUACAGAUGACUGGGACCGAAGACUAUGUAGAACAUAUUUGGAAGUAUACAUGCAUCCUGAUAUGUUGAGCUCAGAAUUAUUUUUGGCUCCUGGUUUUCCAAUACCACCCAAUUCUGACUAUAAAGGUUAUCAUGCAUACAUAGAUGAAAUACUGCCUCCAGAAAGUCCUUACCUUUAUGGAUUGCAUCCAAAUGCUGAAAUUGAAUUUCUCACUAGUACAUCGGAACAUCUUUUUAAAACUGUUUUUGAAAUGCAACCACAAGAUUCAGGUACUGCUGGAGGUGCUGGAAUUAGUAAAGAAGAAAAGGUGAAAAUUAUCCUUGAUGAGAUGACUGAGAAACUUCCAGAUGAAUUUAUAAUGGCAGAAUUAAUGGGGAAGGUUCCAGUCGAAGAGAGAACCCCUUAUGUUGUUGUGGCUUUCCAGGAAUGUGAACGGAUGAAUUUGCUGCUAUCAGAAAUAAAACGUACACUCAAAGAACUGGAUCUUGGUCUUAAGGGAGAAUUGACAAUCACCUCUGACAUGGAAGAUUUAAGUAAUGCUUUGUAUAUGGAUCAAGUACCAAAUGGAUGGGCCAAUCGUGCAUAUCCUUCUUUAUAUACUUUGACUGCUUGGUAUGCAGAUCUAAUCCAACGUGUUAAAGAAUUAGAAGGUUGGGUUUCUGAUUUUCAGCUACCAGCUGCUGUUUGGUUGGCUGGAUUCUUUAACCCCCAAUCUUUUCUUACUGCAAUUAUGCAACAGAUGGCUCGUAAAAAUGAAUGGCCUCUAGAUAAAAUGUGUAUUCAGUGUGAUGUCACUAAGAAAUGUCGCGAUGACAUGGCUGGACCUCCUAGGGAAGGAGCAUUUAUACAUGGCCUUUUUAUGGAAGGAGCCAGGUGGGACACACAAACUGGGAUGAUUGGAGAGUCUCUAUUGAAAGAACUCACACCUAUGUUGCCAAUUGUUUUCCUCAAAGCUAUUCCAGUAGAUAGACAAGAAACAAAGAAUAUUUAUCAGUGUCCUGUGUACAAAACUAAACAACGAGGCCCAACAUUUGUAUGGACAUUCAACUUGAAGACUAAAGAGAAAUCCAGCAAAUGGAUACUUGGUGGAGUUUGUUUGUUGCUACAAGUUUAAUAUAUGAUAUUUUUUGCUAUAAAGAUUCAUUAAAACAAAAUUAAUGACAUUUGUGUUAGUCAUUAGUAAUAA